Molecule: messenger RNA, 693 nt
Organism: Scomber scombrus (Atlantic mackerel)
Lineage: Eukaryota; Metazoa; Chordata; Actinopteri; Scombriformes; Scombridae
Product: tetraspanin-18B-like
Exons: 6
Coding region: 1-693 (230 amino acids)
Cellular component (GO): membrane
Source: RefSeq, a predicted model, not a curated record
AUGGAGGGGGACUGCCUCAGCUGUAUGAAGUACCUGAUGUUCAUCUUCAACUUCUUCAUCUUUCUGGGUGGCUCCUUCCUGCUGGGUGUCGGUAUCUGGGUGCUGCUGGACCCGAUGGGCUUCAGGGAGAUCGUGGCAGCCAACCCGCUGCUGUUCACAGGGGUCUACGUCAUCCUGGCCAUGGGGGGCAUGCUGUUCCUGCUGGGCUUCCUGGGCUGCUGCGGAGCCAUACGAGAGAACAAAUGUCUGCUGCUCUUUUUCUUCAUGCUCAUCCUCUUCAUCUUCCUGGCUGAGCUGGCAGCUGCCAUCCUGGCGUUCCUCUUCAGGGAGCACUUAACCAGAGAGUAUUUCACCAGAGAGCUGAAACGUCACUACCAGGGUCACAACAACACGGACGUCUUCACAUCCACAUGGAACGCCAUAAUGACCACGUUCGACUGCUGCGGCGUGACUGGACCCGAGGACUUCGAGGAGAGUCUCUUCAGGCUCCUCAACCCCAAUCAGAUCGUCCCAGAGGCCUGUUGCCAGAGGAACAGUUACCCUGGAGACCUGGAGCACGUCAGCGUGGAGCAGUGUGUGAGCGGCAGCAGCUGUGUCUUCCUCUUCAUGCAGGGCUGUUACUCUGCGAUGGUCGAGUACUUGAGACGUACAUCUACACAGCAGGAGCCAUGCCAUCGUGGUGCUGACCAUUGA